GCUAUACUACAAUUGUACAACUACAGUAUAGUUGUGGCUUUCGGAUAUACGCCACUUACGCUGCCUGCGUCAGGGGUGAGCUAGUGGAGCAAUAUAGUCCAUACCGGACUUCCAGGAUCCAGAUCAGUAAGACCAUGGCCAACAGGACUUUGGACGAGACUCAGAACAGGAUGCCCACGGCUGGCAGGAGAGACAACGCUAUGGCCUCACGGUUUUCUGGACUUCGCCAACACAAGGCAAGACACGGUUGCAACGUGUAACAUGUUCCCAGUUGUGUCCAGCUCUUGGGUUUUACCUCUUCCUCCUCUUGAAUCGGGUCGAAAAUGGUAUCUUCAAACAAAUGAUAUGCUUUGUAUGGGAUGCCAUUCGGAAAAUCAGGAGUUCGGUUACCGGGUUGUGGGCUCGGCUAGGCGACUUCCUAUGUGAAUUGCAAGUCCGAGGUGGUAGAAGGUCAUCCUAUAUGGAUGUGGGUACCGUGCGGGCUGGUAUGUCUGUCAGACUUGCCGUCUUCUCAGAGGAGAUUGCCUGAUUAGGCUUUGAUUGUGCAAGGGACAAAGCUACCAAGUGGAUGGUCAAUAAACGGAAUCUAAGGGUGGGAAAGGAGGAGGCGGGCGGUUCAGGGUAAGGUUGGCGGAUAGAGAAUAUUAGAAAGGAUUUGUCGUAUAAUAAGCCGUCGAGGCUGUUGUGUUGUCCUGUGUCGAAGUCGCGCCGUGGAGCCCGCGGGCGCAGUCAAAUUGUCGUCAAGGCGAUCUAUACAACAUCCACUUCUUCCUCCUUCUCCCAGGUUCACAACCACCACCACCACCACCAGAACCAUCGAUUGGCCAACCACGAUGGCUCAUCUAGUUCACGGAAAAGGAUGUGAAUGUCCUUCCUGCCGCCGAGAUGCCGACAGACACGCACCAGGCUGCAUAUGUACAGUAUGUGUCCGCAGAAUACAGCAGCACGAAAACAGUAGUUGGGAGUCUCAGCUUCCAUCAUACAGUUUACCACAUCGGGAGAUGCAGCGAGAUACAGAGUUUUACAGUUCUUCAGAUAGUGUCCUUCAGGCACCAUCUGUGUACCAAAGUCUUGCGACAGAAACCCCAUCGGCGAACGCGCCGAUGGAAUCGCGCAGGGGAUCCCAUACCUCUAUUCCGAGUGCUUCACAAGGAGCAAAAGACGACCGGCUCGAAGCCCCUCGGAAGGCUGAGGACACGCCCCAGCAAACUUCUUUUGCUCCGGCUCCCGCAUUAUUCACAGGGCCCAUUGUCUACAGUCCCAACCCUUCGAACGUUGAGCUUCGGGAAUGGGCCCUGACCAGCCCCGUCCGACCUGCUCCUGUUAUCCAUCCUAUCGGUGUUCUUCGGACUGUUGAGCAAACCGUUCCUCCUUCGACAGGAUUUUCAAUUUUUCCAAAAGAUGAAACUGUCACAGCGGCAAAACCGCAGGAAUCUGCUCGAUUGCAGAAAGACGUUCCAGAACCAUCUGAGAAGCCGGCUUCUCUCACACAAGACUUUCCAACGCUUCCGCAAGGCAAAGCGGUCGAAAUGACAAGACCGCAGACGUUUGCCGCUGCGGUCAAGGCCACUCCUCAACUGCCCCGACAAGACGCUUCCUGUCAUACCCACAGUUAAAUGUUCACGGGCGACCUUGCGCCGCGAGGCCGAACCGAAAUCGUUCACUCCACUUCUCUCUCACGGCUGAAGACAACCGCUCAAAGACAAGUUCAAGAGAAGGUUUCACAUUUUACUCUGGUCGGAGAGCAGGAGGAUCGCAUUCGUGCUACAUUUGGGCCUCAGCUGGGGAGUCCAAGUCAAAUUCCCACCCUACGUCACGCGUGGAACAGGAUCCCACUAUUAGCGUGAACUGCUGCUCAAAGGCGUAGGAGGCUGGGAGAUGCCGGAGCUGCGCAUGGUGCAUGGAGCUGCGCAUGGUGCAUGGUAUGGUCGGCUGUUACACUGAAAAGAAUGGUUCAUAUGCUCAGAGAGUGCUAGACCGGUGUUUUUAUGUAUAUGGUAGGAAACAACAGUGUUAAUUGAUCAGUUCACCCUACGUACACACAAAUGACUUGAAUUGAAUAGCUGCAAACGUUGGGCCAAUGCAAGAUGGAACUGUAC
Exophiala dermatitidis NIH/UT8656 is the source of this 2099-nucleotide messenger RNA. RefSeq lists its product as uncharacterized. The record is from RefSeq and is a predicted model, not a curated record. The coding region runs from base 834 to 1616 and encodes 260 amino acids. NCBI's taxonomy places the organism in Eukaryota, Fungi, Ascomycota, Eurotiomycetes, Chaetothyriales, Herpotrichiellaceae. The transcript has 2 exons.